Impatiens glandulifera is the source of this 1871-nucleotide messenger RNA. Its product is annotated as WD repeat-containing protein WRAP73. Gene Ontology annotation, molecular function: protein binding. The record is from RefSeq and is a predicted model, not a curated record. The transcript is spliced from 5 exons. Gene Ontology annotation, biological process: mitotic sister chromatid segregation; protein localization to mitotic spindle pole body; microtubule anchoring at mitotic spindle pole body. Gene Ontology annotation, cellular component: microtubule organizing center; mitotic spindle; MWP complex. Lineage: Eukaryota; Viridiplantae; Streptophyta; Magnoliopsida; Ericales; Balsaminaceae. Bases 289 to 1668 code for a protein of 459 amino acids.
UUAUGGGGUGAGGUUUGAGAGUCAUAUUUCAUUCAAAAGAAUCACAGGGCACAAGGCGGGCUUCGUUCAUCAGAGAUCCGACAGGCCGACUGAAGAAUGUUUGUUCCAUUGCCGAGAUUCUUAAUCCGAGGAACCAGAUCCACAUUCAUAGCCGUCUUUCCCAGCAAUUUCAUCACGCAAGACUUCAAACAUUACUUCUAGUUCAUAUUAAUGCUUCAAAUCGCCAUGUACUAGCAUUUUGAGACAUGUUCCGCGGCUGAUUUUCCGUUCAAAACUUUUCCUUCUUUAAUGGAGUUCACCGAAACCUAUAAGCAGACCGGACCUUGUUGUUUCUCUCCAAAUGCUCGUUUUCUCGCCGUGGCCGUCGAUUACCGCCUCGUGAUUCGGGAUGUUCUCUCCCUUAAGGUAAUCCAACUGUUCUCAUGCGUGGAUAAGAUAAGCUACAUUGAGUGGGCACAAGAUUCUGAAUACAUAUUAUGUGGUCUGUAUAAAAGACCAAUGAUUCAGGCAUGGUCAUUGGCACAACCCGAGUGGACUUGCAAAAUAGACGAAGGCCCUGCUGGGAUUGCUUAUGCCAAAUGGAGCCCCGACAGCCGCCACAUACUUACCACAUCAGAGUUUCAAUUGAGAUUAACAGUUUGGUCCUUAGUCAAUACUGCCUGUAUACAUGUGCAAUGGCCUAAGCAUGGUUCAAAAGGGGUAUCUUUUACAAAAGACGGAAAAUUCGCUGCAAUUUGCACAAGGCGCGAUUGCAAAGACUACGUCAAUCUUAUUUCCUGUCACACAUGGGAAAUAAUGGGCGUUUUUGCUGUUGAUACUUUGGAUCUAGCUGAUAUUCAGUGGUCGCCGGAUGACAGUGCUAUCGUGAUAUGGGAUUCAUCUCUUGAGUACAGGGUUUUGGUAUACUCGCCAGAUGGGAGAUGUCUUUUAAAGUAUCAGGCUUAUGAAAGUGGCCUUGGUGUAAAAAAUGUUUCAUGGUCUCCCAGUGGUCAAUUUCUGGCAGUGGGAAGCUAUGAUCAGAUGUUAAGGGUUCUAAAUCAUCUCACUUGGAAGGUAUUUGCUGAAUUCAUGCAUCAAAACAGCAUUCGUCCUCCUUGUACUGCUGCUGUCUUCAAGGAAGUAGACGAGCCUUUGCAGCUUGACAUGUCUGACUUAUGUCUACGGGACGAUUUCAUGCAAGAAAAUGGUUCUGAAGGUCAAAUACAGGUGAGAUAUGAUGUGAUGGAAUUGCCUGUCAACUUACCUUUUGUGAAGCCUCCAGUGGACAAACCAAAUCCGAAACAAGGAAUUGGUCUGAUGUCGUGGAGCGUCGACAGUCAGUACAUAUGCACUCGUAAUGACAGCAUGCCUACGGUUCUUUGGAUAUGGGACAUACACCAUUUGGAGCUUGCUGCUGUUUUGGUGCAGAAAGAUCCAAUAAAGGGUGUGGCAUGGGACAUUAAGUGUACCCGUCUGGUUAUAUGCACUGGCAGCCCUCAUUUGUACAUGUGGACUCCAUCCGGUGCUUACUGUAUAAACGUCCCAUUGCCAAAUUUCAUGAUAAACGAUCUGAAAUGGAAUUCAGACGGAAGCUGUCUGCUGCUCAAGGACAAGGAGUCGUUCUGUUGCGCUGCUGUCCCUUUGCUUCAGGAAUCCAGCGAAUACAACAGCUCAGAGUCCGAUGAGUGACCGACGGUGGUGGUUACUCGUUUCUUUGCAUGUAGUAGUACUAGUAGUAGAAAUUUGAUUUCCUAAUUGGUAACUAUGAUUUCAGUAAUGGGUUAUUUCAUGUAAUUCUAUUAUUUCAGCAUUUCUCUUGAAACAUGUACUAUUGAACUACUUUGUGAAAGAGCUGAAAAAAUACAAAGCCCAAAAAGGGAUCUUAUUAAUUU